This is a messenger RNA of Nerophis lumbriciformis (worm pipefish), 1421 nucleotides long. It is a transcript of the gene tspan10, whose product is annotated as tetraspanin 10. The record is from RefSeq and is a predicted model, not a curated record. Lineage: Eukaryota; Metazoa; Chordata; Actinopteri; Syngnathiformes; Syngnathidae. Gene Ontology annotation, cellular component: plasma membrane.
UUUUUUACUUUUUCACCGGCAGAAAGAAGGUGCAAGUUAAGGUUGUCUCUUUGCAGUGAUGGACGGCAUCAAAAGAUACUUUGCGGUGCGAAGAGUCCAUUGGCCCUGGACCAGGACGGACGACACGCCGACUGAGUCCAGCCCGCUUAUACCGAAGGGGGAUGCUUAUAAAAUUGCCCACAGGACCACCGAGCUCCACCAAGUUGGUGCAAUUGACGAACAAGAGCCUAGAUCCAAGGCGAUCCACCCCCCCUACUACAGAUAUUCUUUCAUUGACUACUUCCUCAAGUACCUCCUGGUCCUAAGCAACUUGAUGUUCUCCGUCCUGGGCCUGCUUCUCCUCGGCUUGGGGAUGUGGGGCCUCAUCAGCAAAGAAUCUUUAUCCCAGGAGAGGAUCGGAAGCCUUGGCACCGACCCCAUGCUGCUGCUGGUGACCACGGGCCUCUUGCUGACGGUGCUCUGCCUGACGGGCUGCGUGGGCGCCUUGCGGGAAAACAGCUGCCUGCUGAAGGCGUUCUCCGGAGCGCUGCUGGUGCUCAUCACGGCCGAGGCGCUGGCCGUCAUCGUGUUAUAUAACACCCAAGAGGAGAUCGGCAACGUUCUGCGGUCGGGAAUGUUGACCGCCAUGGCCGGCUACCAGGACGAUCUGGAUCUAAGGUUCAUCACCGAUGAGAUCCAGUCCAAUCUUCAGUGCUGUGGGGCGGACACGUACCGGGACUGGGAGAUCAACAUAUACUACAACUGCUCCGCUCCAGGAAUUUUGGCCUGCGGCGUUCCGGCCACGUGCUGCCUGGACCCGAUGGAAAACGGAACCGUGUGGAACUCUCAGUGCGGCUUGGAUGCUCAAACGUUGGAUGAGUUCAGCGCUCAGAGCGUUAUCUUCCUUGGAGGAUGUAUUGGGGGGAUGUCGCGGUGGGUGCAGCAGCACGAGGGACUGAUUUGGACCGUAAUCGUGGUCGUACUGGUCGUGCAGAUCCUGACCGUGUUUGUGACCGCGCGACUCCAAGAGAGGAUCCGCUGGCAUAAACUCUACGCCUAACAGGACAUGAUGGAUGCAAUGUAUUUCAAUGUGUUCCAAGGCAAAAAGGAAUUUCAAUAUUUAUUUGCAAUAGAACAGCACACCUGCAUAAAGUUAAAGUACCACUGAUAGUCACACUAUCAGUUAUGUUGGAUCCACUAUGAACUGGACUCUCACAAUAUUAUGUCAGACCCACUCGACAUCCAUUGCAUUCGGUCUCCCCUAGAGGGGGGGUUACCCACAUAUGCGGUCCUCUCCAAGGUUUCUCAUAGUCAUUCACAUCGACGUCCCACUGGGGUGAGUUUUUCCUUGCCCUUAUGUGGGCUCUGUACCGAGGAUGUCGUUGUGGCUUGUGCAGCCCUUUGAGACACUUGUGAUUUAGGGCUAUAUAAAUAAACAUUGA